GAUGAAUCAUUUUGACAUUUCGAGAAGAAAAGUUUAAAAAACAAACAAGUCGGGCAUAAUAAAAUUAUAAUAAUAGUGGAAAAUUCAUAAAAACCAGAAGCAAAAUGUCUGUUAAUACAGCCCACGCCAAUAAUGGCGUUCUAAUACAUGCUGGAGAAUAUAUCUUACUUCACAGCGACAAUGUUACCAUGGAAUUUUCUGGUCAGGACAGUUCGGUCUUUAAGGGAAGCAAGGCCGGACGCAUUUACCUGACGUCACAUCGUAUGAUAUUCAAUAGCAAAAAGUCUGGUGAUGAAAUGCAAUCGUUUAGUGCUCCUUUUAUUGCCAUGAAUGAUGUUGAAUUGGAACAACCGGUGUUUGGUGCCAAUUACAUCAAGGGCAAGGUACGUGCCCAGCCAAAUGGCAACUUUGUGGGCGAAGUCAAAUUCAAGCUUUACUUCAAAUCUGGAGGUGCCAUAGAAUAUGGAAUGGCUUUAUUGCGUGCAGCUAAAACCGCUCAAAGCAACUACCAUCGUGGCGGUUUGCAGGGUGAUGAUCCACCACCAUAUACACCAUCCGGCAAUUGGCAUGAAGCUCCACCACCAGCCUAUCAGCCACCACCGGGCUAUUAUGGUUGGUUGCCACAGCAUGAAGCGUUUAGUGGCCCAGCACCCAAUACUGUGUAUCAGAGUGAUAAUCCACCACCAUACCCUGGUAUUGGAGGACCUCCAGCGUAUGGUGCUCCCGGUGGUACGGCUCCACCUGGUUAUGGCGGUGCACCCGGUUAUGGAGGAGCUCCGGGUUAUGGUGCGCCAGGUUAUGGCGGCGCCCCUGGCUAUGGUGCACCUGGAUAUGGUGGGGCUCCAGCUUAUGGUGGUAGUGCACCACCAUAUGCUGCUCCACCAUAUGGCGAUCCAUCACAACAACAAAAUCUGUAUCCUUCUGUUCCACCAUCACAUCCCUACAAUCCUACCCAACCACAGCCUUAUAAUCCAACACCCCAGAGUAAUAAUCAAGGUUGGGGUGGCUUUUCUGCUCCAGCCAGUCAACAACAAGCGCCACAGCAGCAACAACAGCAAAAUAAUGUCUCAAAUAAUAGCUCUCAACAACGUGAGGAGCCACCAUCAUGGAAUGGCUUUUCAUUGCCACCUGACGAUGAUGAGCCAGCACAGCGUCAACAAAAUCAAACUCAACAGUCAUCAGCACCACCACAUGCUGGUGGCUAUGGAGGUGGGUAUCCAACGGGUCCUUCUAAUGGAGGAGGAGGAGCUCCUCCUCCAUAUCCACCUUAUCCUAAUUAUGCACCAAAUAGCGGUUAUCCCCCAUAUCCACCACAGCAACCACAACCCUAUGGUGGUGGUGGAUAUCCUCCUUAUCCUCCAGCUGCUGGGGGUCCACCGGCGGGGGCUAUGGGUUUCACUGCACCAAAUUAUCAUUCAAAGGAAGCUGAAGCCUUAGCCAGUGCUUUUAAUACCACAGAAAAUCAACGACCAGGUGGCUCACGUGGAGGAGCCCCUCCGGCUUAUGAUGAUUUGCCACCAACCUAUGAUGAUUCUAAUCGCAAAAAAUACCAAUAAAUCGGCUUUACAUCCACUUAACAAUUUUUUGUGAUUGAAUUCUGGACAUUCCCCCCCAAAGAAAUAGAAGCAUUGUUUGGCUUUAAGUGCAAAUUAUUAUUUUAAAUCUUAACACGAAAAUUGUUAACAUUUUUAUGUAAACACAUAUUGUUAUUAUUUUUUUCUUCCCUAUUAAAUAUUUAUAUUCUUUCAAUAUUAUAUUUUAUAUUAAUAUAUGUAUAAACUUGUAUGUGAAUUAAAUAUACCAUUAUUGCAACUAUA
This is a messenger RNA of Musca domestica (house fly), 1817 nucleotides long. It is a transcript of the gene Wbp2, whose product is annotated as postacrosomal sheath WW domain-binding protein. Gene Ontology annotation, biological process: positive regulation of DNA-templated transcription. The record is from RefSeq and is a predicted model, not a curated record. Gene Ontology annotation, cellular component: nucleus. Gene Ontology annotation, molecular function: chromatin DNA binding; transcription coactivator activity. The transcript has 6 exons. Bases 105 to 1556 code for a protein of 483 amino acids. NCBI's taxonomy places the organism in Eukaryota, Metazoa, Arthropoda, Insecta, Diptera, Muscidae.